GCUUGACCAACCACGCAUCAUCCUCAAUUCCUCAUCCCUCUGCGCACUCGAUCUCUGGUUGUACCAAAGAGAAGCGCAGUGAGAGAUCAUGUAUUCCCGCAUCAGAACCGUUUCUCGAAUCCUCAAUUCAGCUGCCAAACCUUUUUCCUCAUCCUCCACAACCACGCCUUCCAGCACCACGUCUCAAUAUUCUCAGACUCUUGCGGGUCUCCGAGCUCGGCUUGAGGAGGAAUCGCCAUCUCUAUCCGACUUCGUUGGCUUGAAGUCGAACAAUUCAUACUCUGUCGAGGUUGGCACGAAGAAGAAGCCACUACCGAAGCCCAAAUGGAUGAAGGAAUCAAUUCCAGGAGGAGAGAAGUAUGUGCAGAUCAAGAAGAAGCUUCGGGAACUGAGGCUUCACACGGUUUGCGAGGAGGCCAGAUGCCCAAAUUUGGGUGAGUGCUGGUCUGGCGGUGAGACCGGGACUGCCACCGCAACAAUCAUGAUUUUGGGAGAUACUUGUACUCGAGGUUGCAGAUUUUGUAAUGUGAAGACAUCUCGAACUCCUCCCCCACCAGACCCUGAGGAGCCGACCAAUGUGGCAGAAGCAAUUGCAUCAUGGGGUCUGGAUUAUGUGGUCAUAACCAGUGUUGAUCGCGACGAUUUACCUGAUCAAGGAAGUGGUCAUUUUGCUGAAACAGUGCAGAAGCUGAAGGCACUGAAGCCAAGCAUGCUCAUAGAAGCUUUAGUUCCUGAUUUCCGAGGAGACGCUGGCUGUGUAGAGAAGGUUGCCAAAUCAGGAUUAGAUGUCUUUGCACAUAACAUUGAGACAGUGGAGGAGCUUCAGGGUGUUGUAAGGGAUCGUCGCGCUAAUUUUAAGCAGUCUAUUGAUGUUCUAAUGAUGGCCAAAGAUUGUGCACCUGCUGGAACUCUCACCAAGACAUCAAUCAUGUUAGGCUGUGGGGAAACACCUGAUCAGAUUGUGAAGACGAUGGAGAAGGUGAGAGCAGCAGGCGUCGAUGUGAUGACAUUUGGUCAGUAUAUGAGACCUUCAAAGCGCCAUAUGCCAGUAUCUGAAUAUGUUACACCUGAGGCUUUUGAGAGGUAUCAGAUGCUUGGCAUGGACAUGGGCUUUCGAUACGUAGCAUCUGGUCCGAUGGUGAGGUCAUCAUAUAAAGCAGGUGAAUUUUAUAUCAAGUCCAUGAUUGAGUCAGACCGGGCUGCGUCUCCUUCUAAGCUCCCAGCCUCAAGUUGAACAUUUCUUUCCUAUUACUUGACACAAUUUUGUCUUACAUGUAUCAUAUGUAAGAAGGAGCUCAAGCUUUUAUAUCGUAGAUGAUGCUCAUGCCAUCUGUAAUCUAUCUGUAAAAUGAUAUGAAUGGGCCCGACCUAUGUAUGAAAUCUUCUCCUCUCCAACACAAACAGCUGAUCUAUUGAGAUUCAUUGGGAAAUAAGUUUUCCUUCCCAUUUCAGUGAUUGUUUCAACACUUCUUCA
Messenger RNA from Neltuma alba, 1474 nucleotides. Its product is annotated as lipoyl synthase 2, mitochondrial. Gene Ontology annotation, molecular function: lipoate synthase activity; 4 iron, 4 sulfur cluster binding. Gene Ontology annotation, cellular component: mitochondrion. The record is from RefSeq and is a predicted model, not a curated record. Bases 89 to 1234 code for a protein of 381 amino acids. Gene Ontology annotation, biological process: lipoate biosynthetic process. The transcript has 4 exons. Lineage: Eukaryota; Viridiplantae; Streptophyta; Magnoliopsida; Fabales; Fabaceae.